CCUGACAGGCCCAAAUGGUGAAAUGCCCGCUCUGCCCCGUACCGCCGCCGCCGUCGCCCACCACUACACUCGCCUCAUCACCGCCGCCGCCUCCUCCUCCCCGGCCUCCCUCCGCGCCCUCCUUCCCAUCCACGCCCGCGCCGUCGUGCUCGGCGUAUCCACCAACCCGGCCUUCGCCACCAGCCUCCUCGCCGCCGCGGCGCCCGCCUCCCUCGCCUACGCGCGCAGGGUGUUCGACGCCGCGCCUGAGCGCGAUGCCUACAUGUGGAACACCCUCCUCCGCGCGCACGCCCACUCCCAGUCGCACGCCGUGGACGCCCUCGCCCUCUACAAGCGGAUGCGCGCUGCGGGCGUCGCGCCGGACCACUACACCUACCCGAUCGUGCUCCCGGCCUGCGCGGCUGCCCGCGCGCCGCGGCUCGGGAGGGCAGUGCACGGCGACGCGGUGCGGUUCGCGCUCGCCGGGGACGGGUUCGUGCGCAGCGCUCUCAUCGCGUUGUACUUUCAGGAGGGGGAGGUGGCAGACGCCGAGCAGGUCUUUGGUGAGGGCCAUGGCUCUUCCCGGACGGUUGUGUCGUGGACGGCCAUGGUUGCUGGAUACGCGCAAAAUUACUUCUUUGGCGAGGCAGUUGCGCUGUUCGGCAGGAUGAUUGCUGAGGGUAUGCUUCCGAAUGAGAUCACUCUGAUCAGUUUCUUGCCCUGCUUGCAGGGCCAAGAAUGGCUGGAUGCUGGGGAGAUGGUUCAUGGGUUUGUGAUCAAGUUUGGAUUUGAUGCAAACGUUCAGCUUGUUAAUGCACUCAUCGCGAUGUAUGGGAAGUGUGGGAGCAUUGCCAUGGCAGAAGCUCUGUUUGAGGGAAUGACGGUCCGCAGUCUGGUUUCCUGGAACACAAUGGUCGCGAUGUAUGAGCAGCAUGGUGAUGCAGUUGAGGCAAUCAAGUUUUUCUGCAGGAUGCUGACUGAGAAGGUGGGGUUUGAUUUUGUGACUCUUGUCAGUGUUCUGUCAGCGUGCGCACGCUCAGGAGCCCUCGACACUGGCAAGUGGGUGCAUGAGUUUGCCCGGAAUCAUGGGCUUCACACAGAUGCAAGGGUCGGUAAUGUUCUUGUCGACAUGUAUGCAAAGUGCGGUGAGAUUGCUAAUGCAAGGGAGGUCUUUGACUGUUUGCAUGUACGGGGUGUUGUGCCCUGGAGUGCCAUGAUAAACGCAUAUGCCAACCAUGGGGAGUCUGCAGAGGCUCUCAAGCUCUUCUCCCUGAUGAAAAGUGAUGGGGUGAGGCCUAAUUCAUUCACAUUUACUGCGGUACUAGUGGCUUGUCGCCACUCAGGCCUUGUGGAUGAAGGACUGAAGCAUUUCAACAGCAUCCUGACAGACUACCAGAUGUCACCAACACUUGAGCACUACGCCUGCAUGGUUGACAUGCUAGGGCGUGCUGGUAGACUUGUCGAAGCAUAUGAAAUCAUCAGGAAAAUGUCAAUACGCCCAGACAAGUGUGUGUGGGGUGCAUUCCUUGGUGGUUGUAGGCUUCAUGGCAAUCUGGAGCUAGCUGAAUUUGUUGCCAAGGACCUCUUCCAGUCAGGCUCCCAUGAUGUCACAUUCUAUGUUUUGAUGUCAAACUUGUACUUUGAAGCUGGAAUGCUGGAAGAUGCGGAAAGGAUAAGAAGGACCAUGAAGGAGAUGGAACUCAAGAAGACAGCUGGUCGUAGUGCAGUAAACCAAUAGGGAAAGAAGGGACAUCAUGAGGUAGCAAACUUGUACAAUUUGUACUUCCUAUAUUAGUUAGCUUGAUCAUUGCUGAUUAUAUGCACUAACAUGCAUUUUUGAUGGUCAAAUUGCUUCA
Setaria italica (foxtail millet) is the source of this 1835-nucleotide messenger RNA. RefSeq names its product pentatricopeptide repeat-containing protein At3g12770. Lineage: Eukaryota; Viridiplantae; Streptophyta; Magnoliopsida; Poales; Poaceae. The record is from RefSeq and is a predicted model, not a curated record. Gene Ontology annotation, biological process: RNA modification. The coding region runs from base 23 to 1717 and encodes 564 amino acids. Gene Ontology annotation, molecular function: RNA binding; protein binding. The transcript has a single exon.